Molecule: messenger RNA, 676 nt
Organism: Chaetomium strumarium
Lineage: Eukaryota; Fungi; Ascomycota; Sordariomycetes; Sordariales; Chaetomiaceae
Exons: 1
Coding region: 82-558 (158 amino acids)
Source: RefSeq, a predicted model, not a curated record
CCGUGAACGCGGGUUUCCUUUUUUUUCUUUCUACCUGCUCUCUCACGUUCUCCCCGCCCCAUUAUCCGAACCUGUAUAUGUAUGAAUAAUUUCUGGUCUGAUGACCGGCAUGCUGUCACGGUUGCUUUGCAUAGGAGAAAUGCUUACAACGACAAAAGAACGGAGCGAGGCGCAACUUACGUUACUUCUUUUCCUUUCCGCAUAGCAUGGUGUGGCAUGACAAGGCUGAAGUGGAUAAAACAAAAUGGGAGUUGGCCAAAAGGAAGUGAAGUGGCAUGGAGUGCAAUGGAGCACGGGAAAACAAGGCAAAACGGACGUGUGCCUGAGCAGCCCGGCACUUUGAUGUACCUUACAAAAACCGGCUGUGUUUUCCCGUUUUCUAUCCUUUUUCCUCUCUCUAGUAUCGAUGAUCGUACGGACACUGUGGUAAUGAGUCACGGCAUGGCAUAUUGCCUGCUUGUUUUCUUCUACUUGGCAUGGUCUUCCCUGCAUUCGCGCCUGGAAAACAAGCAGCAUGCACGAGAUGCGAUUUUCUGCUACUUUAGUAAUGUUUGUUAGCCUGCUCCAUGUGUUAGGGGAUACAUAAAAUGCCGGCUAUGUUUCUCUUUCCGUCUCCUCCCAGCGCAUUGCAAACAUGUUUGUGAAGUAUGUAUAUCAGCUAGACCAAGAGGAAGCC